AUGGUUAACAUCAAACUGUUGGACACUGGAGUUGUUCUUAACACAAUGUUAACUCGAUUGUACAAGUUACCUAAGGAGUUCCGCUGCAAUGUAAGACCUAGAGCAGUGAUUAACGCAUAUUUGGCAAACUCUAUUCCCCCCUUCCAAGACGAAAGCUUUUCAUCUAGAUCGAUAUAUAAAUUAAUGGAACUAAUGGAACCCAAAGAUUAUAAAAAUCUGGUUUUCGCCGGUGAAGUCCAUUUGCAGUUAGACCAAACAUUGUGGUUGAAAGACGUCUAUGAGGAAGUUGUUCUUAAUGACACUAUUAUUCCGGGAUUCCAACUAUCACGAGAAGUGAUACAGCGAAAACUGGUGGAGUACUAUCCAGAUCAAUUGGUCAACCUGUACAAGCUUUGUAUAGAUGCUAGUAUAGUUCUUCCAAAAUACAUGAAGGAAAGAGUUGCUGUGUCUAUUAAGAAGCAAGAGGUCAAGAAGCAGUGGGCGUACCUGGACAGGGAUAAAGUCAACGAGGUCACAUUCACAUCGGCUUUUUCUCCUAACGAGAUCUUUGUUCGACUGAAUAAAUAUAGCGAUUUGUUAUAUCGUUUGCAAAACGAAAUCCAACAAAGUUUAAAAAAACCGAACUACCCUAAACUCAAAGAAGUCAAUGUCGGAGGAGUUUAUCUAGCCAAAGAUCCUGAAGGAAUUGAAUACGGUCGCGUGAUUGUCCUCAGGAAGGAAGAGGACAAAGCAUUAUGCUUUUACGUAGAUUUCGGCGACGAGUCUGUUAUUCCUAUGGAAGAAUUGAAGUAUAUCCAAGACGUCUUCGUCACCAAACUUCCAUUCCAGUGCAUCCAGUGUCGUUUGUAUGGAAUAAACCUCUUAGGAGACACUUGGGACGAAGAAGUUACCAAUAUUUUCUACAACUACGCCUUCGAACCAGGCACUGAUAUCUUCAGGUCUCUCUAUGUACAAGUUUACGAAAAGGAAAACUGCGAUUCGCUUACUCCAGUGAAAUAUGCCGUCGUUUUCAAAGACGGAUUUGGAGAUAAAAAUGUCCUAGUUAAUAAAUUACUGAUUGAGUGUGGUAUGGCACUUGAAAACCCUAAGGAAAAAUUCAGUGAUUUUGAAAUUCCUGUAGUUGAAGUUGAAUCGCUCGAGUCCGAUGAAGAACUGGAUACAAUGGCGUACAUCUGUAAUAAGACCGAUGAGCUGCAACAACAUUUGCAUGAGGGCGGACCUGAAACAAGCGGAAGAGUAGGACAGGAGUUUGCUUAUGACUCAGAUGAAAUGGAAUUGGUUGUGUAUGGUGAUUUAGACGACUUUUUAAAACAGCUUAUAUUGGGACCACAACCUGCUUUAAGCGGAAACAACGAACUACCUGCCAUUACUGCGGUCCCGGCUGUGGAUUAUUUUACACCGGAAGUGUAUUGGUCCCAAACAGAAACAACAGUGGCGUUGAGCAUCAAACUUAUAGACUGUCAAGAUUAUAAUAUAUCGCUGAAAAUGAGAAAUAUGUUCAAUUUUAGUGCAACCCAAGGCGAAAAAACUUACUCCCUCAAACUAAUGUUCUUCGAUUAUGUUCACAAAAUGGAGCAUAUGUCCACAGGUCCAGAAGUGAGAGUGACUUUGACGAAAUUUAACAACGUCGAUUGGCCCAGGUUGACUAUGUCGAAGCAGAAGGCUAGGAAUAUACACUAUGACAUCAAUAAGGUAUCUAUAGAUGACGACGACGAUAAACCUAAAAAAAUUCUGGAAUUUCCCAAAGAAUUCGACGAAAUGUUGGAUGAUUUGAACGAAAAUGACCCUAUGUAUAUGGAAUACUCUGAUUUGGAUAGUGAUAUGGAUCUUGAAAUUGAAAAUGAAUCUGAUUGAAGCUAUUUCGAAUAUAUAUGUAUAUAAUUACUAUUUUAAUGGGAAUAAGCCACAAUUGAAGUUUAAAAUAAGUUUAUUGACGUUUCAAUAAUUUUGUAUUAAUGUUUGUAUUUUGUUAGCGAUUUACCAUUUAUAAAUAAACUUAUUUUAAACUUCAAUUGUUGCCUAUUCCCAUUAAAAUAGUAAUUACUUUAAGAUGCCACAAUAAAAUAGGUUCAGAUCUGUAUAUAAUAUUUAGGUCAGAUUUACUUUUUGUAAGUUUUGUUAGGUUAGAUUCGCCCUUUUAAUUUUGGCACACCCAAAGUGUGUCAAAAGUCCAACUUCUUAUUAUAUUAAGAACGAUUGAUUUAUAUUACUGUAUUAACUUUCAUUCAGAUAUUAGAUAGU
Messenger RNA from Diabrotica balteata, 2241 nucleotides. The record is from the annotation of a GenBank genome assembly. Lineage: Eukaryota; Metazoa; Arthropoda; Insecta; Coleoptera; Chrysomelidae.